GCCAAUGAGCAGCUUGACAAGAUCAAAUAUCACUAUAACACAAGGACUUAUUUGAUGAGAAGAGUUACAGCCAGUCUCCCCAUCCAUCGCCAAGGAGUCUCACUUCUUUCAACUUUUCUGAGGUGUAAAUCCACUGUCACCAUGUCUGACACUGAGGAAGUUGAUCAGAUCGAGGAAGAGGUAGUAGAAGUAGAGGUAGCCCCCGAGGCAGCCCCAGAGGAGGAGGUAGAGGAAGAGGAGGUAGAGGAGGAGGCAGAACCCGAGCCUGAGCCUGAGCCUGAGGUUGUAGAGGAGGAAGAGGCCUAUGAAGAGGAAGUGGAGGAAGGAGAACAAGAUGAGGAGAAGCCCAAGUUCAAAGUCCCUAAGGUCCCUGAUGGCGAGAAGGUGGACUUUGACGACCUCCAUAAGAAGCGUCAGAACAAAGACCUGAUUGAGCUGCAGGGGCUGAUCGACGUCCAUUUUGAGAACAGGAAGAAGGAGGAGGAGGAGCUUAUCGCCCUCAAAUCCAGAAUUGUGAGCUGUUAUUACCUCGCCUUUACAGCUGUAAACACAGGUGUAAAUACCAAUUGCAGACCAUUCAGGAAGUACUCUGAGGAGAGGCUGAAGAAGGAGGAGAUGGAUCAAAGGAGAAAGGCUGAUGAUGACGCUAAGAAGAAGUCGGCUCUGACCAACAUGGGCUCCAGCUAUAGCAGCUCACUGCAGAAGGCCGACACUAAGAGAGGAGGUAAGAAGCAGACUGAGAGAGAGAAGAAGAAGAAGAUCCUAGCGGAGCGACGCAAACCUCUCAACAUCGACCAUCUGAACGAGGACAAGCUAAAGGACAAGGCCAAGGAUCUAUGGGAGUGGAUGCACCUACUGGAAUCUGAGAAGUAUGAACACAUUGAGAAACUCAAGAGGCAGAAGUAUGAGGUCAUCUCUCUCAGAAAUCGUAUUGAUGAGCUUCAGAAACACAGCAAGAAGGGAGCCGCAGCCCGCCGCAGAAAGUAAACUGCGCCGCCCUCAGAGGCCUCAGCACCGGCGUGCGUCCGCCAUGCUGCCCACUUCUGUACCGGCAGGGACAACUGCCUAUGCCCGCAAUAGCCAUCCAGACCCCGGCUAGACCCACGUCAUGGAACCGACAAAAUACACUGGAUGUCCUACAGUCUGCUUUCGUAUUAUGUGAAUUAUGUUGUCACAGUCGCAUUCUUCUCAUGUCCUGACCUCUCACAGCGGACUGUUGUUAGGUUCUCAUGUCCUGUCCUCUCACAGCGGACUGUUGUUAGGUUCUCAUGUCCUGUCCUCUCACGCCAGACUGUUAGGUUCUCAUCGUAUUUUUUUUGUAAAUAAAAAAGAGUGACGCUU
Molecule: messenger RNA, 1341 nt
Organism: Oncorhynchus keta (chum salmon)
Lineage: Eukaryota; Metazoa; Chordata; Actinopteri; Salmoniformes; Salmonidae
Product: troponin T, fast skeletal muscle-like
Exons: 14
Coding region: 55-987 (310 amino acids)
Biological process (GO): regulation of muscle contraction; muscle contraction; sarcomere organization
Cellular component (GO): troponin complex
Molecular function (GO): troponin C binding; tropomyosin binding; troponin I binding
Source: RefSeq, a predicted model, not a curated record